This is a messenger RNA of Hibiscus syriacus, 770 nucleotides long. RefSeq lists its product as uncharacterized. The coding region runs from base 48 to 497 and encodes 149 amino acids. The record is from RefSeq and is a predicted model, not a curated record. The transcript has 2 exons. Lineage: Eukaryota; Viridiplantae; Streptophyta; Magnoliopsida; Malvales; Malvaceae.
AAAGAAUAAAGAGCUUAAACUGUUUUCUUUUUCAGCUUGCUGUAGAAAUGGCAAAAGAAGAAAGCCACUUCUUUAGUUGGCCACCGGUCGGAGCUCCAUUGAAUGUACAAAGAGAGGAAGAACAUUGGAAACAUUUUGACAACUAUGUCAAUGCCGUGUCUUUUGGCUUUGUUGCUACUGCCAUUCUCAUCUCCAUGUUCUUAGUAAUGGCCAUCUUCGAACGCUUUCUUAGAACCAACGCUUCUUCUCCCCCUAACCAUGGUGACCUUGAAUCUCAACCCGGUUUCAAUGGCAAGCUCAGCCACCCAUCACCUAAAAUGACAGUAUACACCAGCGGAGUUUCGGUGUUAAUGCCGGGGGACGAGAUUCCUACUUUCAUCGCACACCGGGCUUCUGUUCCCUGUCCACCUGAACGCCAUUCCUUGCCUCAACAGCAACACAAUCCAUUGAACAAUCCUGCCUCAAACUCCGCCGUAACCAUUAACGCAAGUCAUUGAGAGAAAAAGAGAGCUUAACUCGACAAACCGCUUUCAACAUGCGACUCCAAACUAUGAUUGCGAUUAUACCCUCCGGCGGAGAAAGUUUACUUGGAUCAGAGUUGCCCUUUUUUGGCUUCUCUGCCAUAGAAUCUAUAUAUAUUGUGUACAUGUAUAGUUUUUGGUGGACUGCCUGCCCGGCUUUGGCAAUUACUUGGAAUUGCUGCAUGCUGUCAAUGCCCACCAUUUCAUGUUUACCAUCACAUUGAUCGUUUAUACAUGUAAAAAUGUGGU